Mesorhabditis spiculigera is the source of this 633-nucleotide messenger RNA. The record is from the annotation of a GenBank genome assembly. NCBI's taxonomy places the organism in Eukaryota, Metazoa, Nematoda, Chromadorea, Rhabditida, Rhabditidae.
AUGUAUGGAGUGAGAAGUCUGCUCGAGGCCGAAGACGAAUCGGACGUCGAGACUACUGCAACAAUACGGAAGGACACGCCCGUCCACCCUACUGAAGCCAAGCCGUUUCCGAAGCCGUGCUCCCCAAUAAUCGCCUGUUUACUAAUAUUAAUCUGUCUCCUUCUAUCAUGGCAUGUCUACACCCUAACUAUUCGACUGGCCGCCCUCAACCUCUUGCUCAACGAUUUAUCGCUAUUGCCCGGUCGUUUGUUGGAGGUUCAAUCGAAACUACAGUCUCUACGCGUCGAAUUUGAUUUGUCCCGUGAUUCAAUGGACGAUGGGCCACUGUCAAGAGCAACAAAUUUAACAGGCCCCUCUGGUCGUGCGGUAGAAUAUGUGAUGGAGAGGAUGAGUGUGCUCUCAAAGCGAAUCGACGAGGAGAAGCGCCGGGCGGAAAUGGACGAAAAAACGCUGUCGGCCCUCGGCAUCCGGCUGUCGGAUAUGGAAUCGCUGUGCUGGGACUCGUGCACGAACGGCCGGCGGAGAAGCCAGAAAAUUGCGAAAUCUCGCGUCCAAAAAGAGGCCGCACUCGACGAGGAGGAGCGCCAAAAGAGAAGGCACGCCGCAUCGUCUUCAAUCGAAUUACCACCGAAU